AUGAAAGCGUGUCGCACGCCGUGCGACCGCUGUAGCUCCGUUCAAUCGGUUGAAGUCUCGGUAGCAGUCUCGUUCCCGGUGCCGCGCCGCCCGCGCCCCGCAGCCCGCGCCCCGCCGCCGCUGGUGCAGAUCACGUGCCGUGCGCUUGAACAGGCUCCCCGCCUUGGGAACCCUGGUUACCAAGAGACUCGUCCUCUGGCCUCGUUCAACCCCCUCCAG
Messenger RNA from Iphiclides podalirius (scarce swallowtail), 219 nucleotides. NCBI's taxonomy places the organism in Eukaryota, Metazoa, Arthropoda, Insecta, Lepidoptera, Papilionidae. The record is from the annotation of a GenBank genome assembly.